UCUAAUUAUCAAAAAAAAAAAAAUGAAUUGGAAGUUGGUUUUGCUAUUUGGUUGGAUUCUCCUCUCGUCUAUUGCAUUAAACCCAACUUUGGCCAAAGUAACUUAUCCAUCUCGCAUGACAAGUAAGUUUCCGUCACUUAAAUUUGGGAAUAUACAUAUCAGCAGAGGAAUGAAGAUUGGCUUUACAGGCAGUUUCUCUAGACCUGCUCCUCACGGAAACGACCCGCCGAUCAAGAAAAUAUCUAAACUAUGACACAUGUAGUGAUCUUUUCGAUGUAAUCUAUAUAUACGUACUAAGAUUUCUGAUUAAGCUUGUUAAGUUGUUUCAAAUAAGUUCUCUUCGAAUACUGGAAUUUAAACUAUUAUUAGGGAAAAGGAAGAAACCUAAAAAGUCAAUAAUGGUUUCAUUGCAUGCAUAUCACCAACAUGCAGUGGAGAGAACGACCCCUGAUUAUAUAAAUCUCUCUGUCUAAACAGUCAUAAGAUAUAAUAUUUUGCAUAUUUUAGCCU
Messenger RNA from Capsella rubella, 510 nucleotides. RefSeq lists its product as uncharacterized. The coding region runs from base 23 to 253 and encodes 76 amino acids. Lineage: Eukaryota; Viridiplantae; Streptophyta; Magnoliopsida; Brassicales; Brassicaceae. The record is from RefSeq and is a predicted model, not a curated record. The transcript has 2 exons.